Punica granatum (pomegranate) is the source of this 1996-nucleotide messenger RNA. Lineage: Eukaryota; Viridiplantae; Streptophyta; Magnoliopsida; Myrtales; Lythraceae. The record is from RefSeq and is a predicted model, not a curated record.
UACACACAGGAGGAAGGCGAAGAAGAAGCAGAUGGGGUCUGACCCUUCUUCACUCCAUUCCCAUUCUCUCGUUAUCCUUUUUCUUUUUUAAAUAAUCUCAUCCUCUUCUUAGUAACUUCUCUCUCCGCCAUUGAUGAAAAUCAGUCCGUUGCUACGUUUCCGUUACUCCCUCCCCUCUCCUUCUCUCUCUCUCUCUCUCUCUCUCUCUCUCCCUCUCCCCCCCCGGCCACGCCGAUGAAUCAUUGAAGCCGAAGGCACGGCCUCUGCUCUGCCAGCAACCCUCGCGAUCUGCACCGGCAAAUCCAUCAUUACUCCCGCGCACGCGCCAACAGGACAUCUCAGAUUUCUCGUAAACUGCGAUCGCAUGUGCUCGUAGACGAAGAUAAACGCCAUUGAUUGAUUGGUUGGUUGGUUGAUUCAUUCUGUUGAGAGGUUUUACCUGCCGGCGGGAACGCGUCAAAUGUCGGUCGUCGAGGCGUCGCCGCACCUCCGCGACUUCCUCCGGAUCAAGGACGACGAAGCCGGAGCGGCCUUCGCUGGCCGGCGGUCGGAGGUGGCGGGGUUCGUGCUCGACGCGGCUUUGAGCUCCGAGAAGCAGCCAUCGCCGCUGCACUCCGGUGCUGUUUCUGCGUUGCCAGCGAGCCGGACUCUGCUCGACAUCAUCCGGGACGAGGAGUUGAACAAGCGCCCUGUAGCUGUAGUGCAGGGGCACCAUGGGAGGGACCAGAGGAGCUGGAAGUCGUUCAAGGACCGGCUCAGGCUCAGGCGCUCUGGCUCGCAUUGGAUAUCGACAGUUCCGGUCCCGUCAUCGGAAAUUCCCGCCAACAAGACGUGCGGGUCGCCGGUAUCUAGGCAGGGUUCAGCUCGGUUCAACUCCGAGGGUCCUGUCAUUGCGGAAGAGUCGAGCCACACUGAAAAUCCAGUAUCUGUGGAAGAUGAAGCCCGUGAUGAUCAGGCGUGUAGCAAUCUGAGUCCCAACAGCAGGCCUAGCGUCACACUGAGGGGCUCGACUCGGUUCGGGACUCUCGUCCCUAUCUCACUAGAGCCACUGGCUUGGUCCAGCAGCUCGCCGGAGCAGUCUCCGAGGCCUCAGAUUUUGCGCCACAAUUCAACCAGAUAUACGUCGCCACUCACCGAGUCGCCUCAGCCCUUGACUCGUUCAGAGAGCUCCCCGAUCCCCAGAGGACGCAGCAUCUCGGGGGAUCAGGGCAUGACCCCUCCAGCUGAGGAGCCACCACGGGAGUCAACGCGCCGCCUGUCGACAGUGCUGGCAGAGGAGAGGCAGCAGUCAGCCAGGGAGGCCGCAGCAGCGCAGGAGGCGGCUGGAGACGAGCAGCCGGUGAGGAUGUCUCUGAUGGAUCUGCUGGAGGAGACGGACAGGCAGAUGGGGCUGGAGGGUACGAGGUACACGGUGGUGGGGAACAAUGACGAGGGAGAGGAGGCAGCGGUGGAUGACGAAGAAGAAGACGGAGGGCGAGGAGGACGAAGGGACGACGGUGGUGGAGGAGAGCGGAACUGCUGCAUAUGCAUGGUGAGGCACAAGGGGGCGGCCUUCAUCCCCUGCGGCCACACCUUCUGCAGGCUCUGCUCGAGGGAGCUCUGGGUCAGCCGGGGCAAUUGCCCGCUCUGCAAUAACUACAUUGCCGAAAUUCUCGAUAUCUUCUGAUUCCAGGUCCCGAGCUGAACUGUCGAUGCCCAUAUCGAUCCUGCCAUGCUCAUAAAUUCGAAUGAUGACAGAAAAAUGAGCGCGUUCAGAUUGUGUAGAAUAGAAAGAAAGAAAGAAGAAGAUUUAGUGAGCAUCUUCCAUCCUGUGUCUAUGUCUUCUGUUUCUUAUGUUUUGUCUUUUCCGUUAACUGAAAAUUUUAGUGGCAAAAAAAGGCUAAGAUUUAUGUUUCUUUCAUGCUGGAAUUUGUCCUAAUUGCUGGAUUUUUGUGCCUUCUGUAUAUAAAUUCUUGGAUAUCCAUCAUAUCAUAAUUCAUAGGUCAAGAUUGUAAAA